Lineus longissimus is the source of this 16394-nucleotide messenger RNA. RefSeq names its product cell adhesion molecule DSCAM-like. The transcript has 34 exons. The coding region runs from base 410 to 7009 and encodes 2199 amino acids. The record is from RefSeq and is a predicted model, not a curated record. Gene Ontology annotation, biological process: axon guidance; cell-cell adhesion; neuron migration. Gene Ontology annotation, molecular function: protein binding. Lineage: Eukaryota; Metazoa; Nemertea; Pilidiophora; Heteronemertea; Lineidae. Gene Ontology annotation, cellular component: cell surface; plasma membrane; axonal growth cone.
CGACUUUACGGAGUUUCCAUUAUUUUGUUAAGUUAUUGCAUUCUUUUAGACUCUUUGGAUAUGCUUCUUUGUUCUUGUCGAUAUUUUGGAUUUAUCGAAUUCUAUUGUUGGAAAUCUGUGGAUAUUAGUUUAUUGUUGACUUCCAAGGAUGAGAUAACAGCCGUCAAUACGGAUUUGUCAUUUUCUUAGCGGACGAUUUGUGUUGACGAUUUCAAUGCUGGGGCAGACGACAUUUUAAGGCGGGAUAUUGUUGAUGUUUAUGAGUAAUGUUAAUAAGGGAUUAUUGCGCGUUCCUUAAAGUGCAAAGGACUAGAUAAAGUGUACAUCAAGGAGCGUACACACGGAGAAGGAGAGUUGUGAUUGGAGGGGUGCAUAGAAAACAGGGACCAACCUGUUCUCUGAGUUUGCGAUGAAGUUCGAAAGGAGUUCAGAAAUCUGUAAUCUACUUCGGAUUUUCCUGAUUAUAACUGUGAUAGCAAAUGGACAAUCAAAUCCCAACGACGACAACCCACAGGGGCCCAUCUUCAUCUCUGAGCCGCCCAGUCAGAUAGCCUUCGCCAACACCAAGGGUGCAUUGAUCCCUUGCACUGCCUAUGGCCGCCCGGCACCUGUUCUUGACUGGAUCCGGGCAGAUGGGGGCCCAGUUGACGACAUCGCCGGAAUCCUCCGAAUCCUGCCCAAUAACUCACUGCAUUUCCUUCCCUUCGAAGACACCGAGCUUAGAUCCAACAUUCACACUGCAAGUUAUCGCUGCGUGGCAAGGAAUACAGUCGGACAGAUUGUCAGUCGAAAAGUCACGGUUAAAGGGGUUCUAAUCCGUCAGUACAUAGCCUACAGUGUCAGAGUGAACGACGUUUACAUCACAAUGGGAAACACGGCAGUCUUCAAAUGCAACAUCGACCCAUACUUCGUCAGAGAUUACAUCACCGUCACUGCUUGGACGAGGGGCGCCGCCAGGGUUGAAACAGGAGACCGUUUCAGUAUCAUGAAAACGGGCGAACUGCACAUGCGAAAUGUCAGGAACGAGGAUAGCUACCUGAAUUACCGUUGUGUGACCAAGAACAUCCUGACUGGGGCGGAGAAGGGUAGUGACCCAGCCGCUCUGUUCGUCAUCGACCCUGUCAACUCGUCGCCUGUCAUAGAUGAUGCACUUACACACCUUCAAGUGAAGGAGAGCGAGACGAUCGAACUGCCAUGCGCCGCCACCGGAUAUCCGCUCCCAUCAUACAGCUGGACAAAAGAUGACGUCCCGAUCAUCCUGGAUCACAAACGCGUGAGGCAGUUGGGCGGGAACCUUGUCAUCCAGAACGCAGGGGUGGGCGAUACCGCAAGAUAUGUGUGCACAGCCAGUAAUACUCUAGGGAAGCGGACUGCCAUUACGCAACUAAUUGUUACAGCUCCUCUGUCAGUUCACGUGGGCCAAAACCAACAAAUCGUUGAUGUCGGCAACACUGCAACAUUUAACUGUACCAUAUUUGGACAUCCGAGGAAAUCCAUCAACUGGCUGAGGAAUUCAAAACCCCUAAAGCUGGUCAAAGGUCGUGUUGUCCUGACAACGCCCACAACACUGGUGAUUUCUGAUGUUCAGCGCCACGAUCGGGGAAUGUACCAAUGUCUGGUGUCUAAUGAUAAGGAUAACGCCCAGGGCACUGCUCAGCUGUCUUUAGGGGAUGGUUCCCAUUGGAAUGCUGCACAACCCGUCGUCCACACAGACGUCUCCUUUAAAGACGAAUACGUUCAACCUGGGUCAACGGUCAGUUUACGCUGCGUCACUUCCGGUAACCCACUCCCGGCAGUCUCCUGGGAGCUGGAUGACGGGGAGGUGCCCACUUUCCCAAGGUUCAAGGUCGGACAAUUCCUGACCCCAGAUGGAGACGUGUUCAGUUAUGUGAAUAUCACCAACGUGAGGAUAGAAGACGGAGGACAGUAUCGGUGCCAGUCCCGGAAUAAAGAGGGCACUGCCGAGCAUAUCGGAAAGCUUUUUGUCUACGGUAUCCCCUACAUCCGGCCCAUGAACAAUGUGACUGCUGUCGCUAAUGAAGAACUUGUCAUCCAGUGUCAUGUGUCAGGAUUCCCUGUUGCAUCAAUCACUUGGUCCAGGGCGGGCUCCAAUCUUCCCAUCAACCAUCGGCAGCACGUCAGUGACGAAGGCACGCUCACGAUACAAAAUAUCCAGCGAAAUUACGAUGAAGGUUUCUAUACCUGCACUGUCAAGAACAAUGGAGGUCAGGGGUCAAGUCGGAAGGUCUUUAUCAGUGUCAUGGAACCUCCAAGUAUCGAUCCUUUCCGCUUCCCAAAACGUAAACAAGGUGAACGCGUCCGUGUGUCAUGUUACGUCAGUCGAGGCGAUGCACCAAUGACGAUAACAUGGGUUAAAGAUGGCGAAGAGAUUCCACCAGAUCUUGGCGUCCUUAUUCAGAACCAAGACCCAUACACCAGCACUCUCUCCAUCGGUGACUCCAACCCACACCACGAUGGCAACUACACGUGUAUUGCUAGUAACCAGGCAGCAUCAGUCAACUUUACAUCCGAAUUUCAUGUUGAUGUUCCACCGCGCUGGGUCGUUGAACCGGAGGAUUCCUUCGUUGUACUGAAGACGGAUGUCAUCAUCGACUGCCAGACGACAGGAACACCCGAGCCUACCGUCCAAUGGAAAAAGGCCAAAGCCUUGUUUGGAGAAACUAGUCCUGCCACCUACCCUAAAGGUGGCAAACUAAACAGAGAAGACCCAAGCAACUACCAGCUGAUUGGUCAAGAGGCAGGGGGCAGAGUUCAACAACUGGCCAAUGGAUCACUACUGAUAACGGAUGCCUUAGCAACAGACCAUGGUUACUACCUGUGCCACUCCAGUAAUCAGAUCGGUGCGGGACUCAGUAAAGUUGUCUUUCUGACUGUGCACAUUCCUGCUCGAUUUGACGACCCGGAAAAGAACUACACGGUCCUGAUGGGGCGAAACAUCACCAUGGACUGUGAGGCUGUUGGCGACUCCCCGAUCUCAGUCGCGUGGAGUUUCAAUGGUGACUCCCUCCACUGGCAGUACAAUGACCGCCUCACAGUCACACAUCUCAUAACCAGCCGCGGCAAAUCCAAAACCUCCUACUUGAAGGUGGCGCCAUCUUUACGUGAAGAUACUGGUUUCUAUGUUUGUACGACACAGAAUAAGUUUGGCCACGACUCGAUCAUGAUACGUCUGACGGUCCUGGAGAAACCAGAGGCCCCCUCUGGUAUCGAUGUGGAGAAGGUUGACAGUCGUAGCGCCCUCUUAAUGUGGAAAGCACCGUUUGACGGAAACUCGGAGAUUACGAACUAUGUCAUCCAGUACAAGAACUCGUCAGGAACCUGGGAUCCUCCGCAAGGGAAUGUCUCCGUCAGUGGGAAAUUAUCACGGUCAACGUUAGAUGGGCUGCAUCCUUCCUUUACCUACCAUGUCCGCGUCAUCGCCAAUAACUCUGUCGGCCUCGGAACACCGAGUAACGUCAUCGUCUUGACGACGACAGAAGAAGCACCUAACGGACCUCCAACGGCUGUCCAUGUUGAAUCCACGGGAUCACAGUCCCUGAAAGUGCUAUGGGAACCCCCAGAGAAGGAUAAACAGAAUGGUCUCAUCAAGGGCUACUACGUGGGUUAUAAACAGUUUAACAGCACGCAGCCAUUCAUGUAUCUCACGAAGAUGGUCGAUGUGAACUUCAAGGGUGAACAGGAUAUCAAUAACUUAGAGAAAUUCACAAAGUAUGAGGUGCAUGUGCAGGCGUUCAAUCGGAAGGGGGCCGGGCCAAGAUCAGAGACUGUGGGAGUACUCACUCUGGAAGAUGUCCCAAGUCAGCCACCCCAAGGAGUGUACGCCACGGCGCUGAGCUCGCAAAGCAUCAUGGUCCUCUGGUCACCUCCGCCCCUAUAUACCCUCCACGGUGUCCUACAAGGCUACAAGAUACUCUACAAGAUCGUGAGGGAAGACGAAGAUGAAAGUGAUGCCCAGUUCGUGACCUCUAAAGAGCUCAAGGUCGUUAUCCAAGGACUUGAGAAAUACACCAACUACAGCGUACAAGUCUUGGCUUACACUCGUACCGGGGAGGGCGUCCGCAGCCGACCGAUUCACGUACGGACCCAACAGGAUGUACCUCAUAGGCCCGCCGACAUCAAGGCAUUACCGGUCGGGGCUGAUCAGAUCCUGGUCUCAUGGAAACCACCGCUACACCCGAACGGGAUGAUCACCAAGUAUAUUGUUUACAUCAAACAUCAUGAGAAGGAAAGGCUCGUGGAAGAGAAGUACGACGCUUCCCCCCCAGCUCUGAGUCACAUGGCCCUAGGCCUCCUCAAAAACUACCAGUACAGUUUCUCCGUGUCUGCGAUGACUGUCCGUGGAGAGGGUGAACGGACCCGUGAAGUCACACAGACACCGGUGAAAGAGGUCGCUGCUCGAGUGGCGAGUUUCUCCAGUAUAUCCAUGUCGCCAUGGAAACAUGACGUGCUGUUACCGUGCCAAGCUGUUGGGGAGCCUCGGCCGACGAUUGAGUGGAAGAAGAGGGGCCAGCCGCUACGUACCAACGAACGCAUCCGUAUCCAUCCGAAUGGUUCACUCGAAAUAAGUAACGUCCAGAGUUCUGAUGCUGCAAACUACACGUGUCGGGCCUCCAAUGUUUACGGAGCAGACGAGAUUACAAUAUCAUUGGUCGUUCAAGUCAAUCGUGAUAGGACCACUCCACCAAAAGCACCGACACCAACUGUUGCCGCGGUAACGUCAUCAUCAAUACAGAUCAACUGGCGAUCGGGAAGUAACGGAGGUAGUGCUACACAAGGCUUCAUCUUCUUCUACAAGAAGGCAUUCCAGGACUGGAAAUACGUCAAACUCAAGCCGCAGGUGCGCUCUUACACGGUCAAUGAACUGUAUUGUGGGACACUCUAUAAAUUCCAAGUGCAAGCAUUCAACAGAGCAGGGCUCGGUGAAAUGAGUAGGAUUGUGGCUGCAAAGACCAACGGUUCCACUCCGAUCAUGCCAGCGCAGAGCCUCCUCAUCAAACAGCUUAACUCAACAUUCCUCGUCCUUGACCUCAAGAAAUGGCAAGAUGGCGGCUGCCCGAUCACAUCGUAUUCCAUCCGAUAUUGUGUGUGGGGCGACACCACGUGGAGGACUGUCUCAAAUCAUAUAGAUCCCGCAGUGCCAGAAAAGCAGAAACAGAAGAUCAAAGUGGACGAGGAGUUUAUGGUCCAAGACCUGCACCCUGCUACCUGGUACAUCAUGAAAGUGACAGCGUAUAACGACGCAGGCCUGACCGAGGCUGAGCUCAAGUUUGGGACGCUCACUUACACAGGCAGCACGAUUCGGCCAAUCUUCAUCGUUCACAAACAAGAGAUCCAGUUCUACGAGAAGGUUCACAUCAUGGUGCCGCUGUGUGGUGCGUUCGUCAUCAUCAUUGUCUUCAUCGUCGGAGUGGCGCUGUACUGCAAGCGACGACGAGACCGACUCAAGUACAAAGUUGUGAAACCAGACAAAGAUAAAGCGGUGACCUCCAACCUGCGUCGUGACCUCACAGCCGAGACGUCCCUGAUGAACGACCUUGACAAGCGCCUCAACUUUGAGUCGGACACAUCACGAGAGACGCCGUACACGCCAGAACCGCACCGUGAACACCGUAACGUCAACUUGUUAACGGAAUCGGACGACACGGGUGAGGACCACCGCGUCUGGACAUAUCAGAAUAAUUCAAAUACGAAUAGUGAAAAUAGUUUCAAUUCUGUGUCGGGGUCAGUUGAUUCCGAUGGCAACAUCAACCCAUAUGCGACGUUCCAAUACCCCCGUGAAGAAAGCCUCGACUCCUUCCAACCACAGGUCUACACAGCGCCCCCUGAUGACGACGAUGACAUUGAAUUGGAGAAGGAACGAGCGCAGCGCGAGGCUGGGUUGAAAGGGGCGGGUGCUGAGCCCGUACCAGACCCGAAACAGAGCCCACCAACAAAAGAUAAACCGCUACAUCGAUAUCAGAAUGUCCCUGGCUGUGAUACGGAUCGAGAGCCCCUUGUCCUAAGCCCACGGAAAUACGCAAGCGCAGAUCAAAUCCAUGUCCUCUUCCCGACGGGCCCACCCAAACCCCCACCGAUCCCGGCCGGGUUCCACACUUCUAAACCCAAAUCUUUACACAGUAGCUCCGAUGAAAAAGGGAGCCAGCGUCACAGUGCCAUCUCUAGCAUCACCACAGUCUCAUCCAAUCAGGAAGAGCUGAUGACAGCCUAUGAGAAUGCAAGACGUAACCAGCUGGCGUCAGCAGAAUUCAUGGCGCAGAAAGAGUCGCCGCAGCCGACAGACAGCUCAGAGAGCACGGAACCAGGUAUAAGACUGUUUACACAGUCUCCCCCGAAACCUGAUGAAAAACGCCAAGCCGCGUGUGAAGUGCCUCUUUAUGAAAAGAGACGACCUACUAGUCAUGUGGACAUGUCGAGUGACACCACAGCAGAAGAACAAGGACCAGAGUCGAACAAAGAUACGAUAUAUGCCCACCGGCGCCCCCGGGCAAAACACAAAGGCAAACAUCGUGGUCAGGUCGUCGGGAAGAAGAUCAUACGAUCAGGGCGUAAUGGCCCAUCAUCUCGAUGUCACAGCCGCGCGAGUACGGGGAGUACAAAUUCUGAAGAAGUUACGUAUUCGUUUGACGAGCCUCAUUACGCGUGUCCUGGCUCACCUGCAGAGGGUGCUUACCUAUCGUACCGAGGACACGAGGAUUACCCGUAUGGGGAGUAUAACCCGUAUCAUCUGCGUCGGAAACGGCGGCAUGGUACACCGAUGCCGAGAUAUGACAUCGUGCCAGAUACACCGGGGACGGAUGAGACGAGGUCGUUAGUCUCGGCACUCGCACGACCUGUGUUAACGAGUCCACGAGAGGAGGAUGAAUCAGCUAGUCUAUUAGAAAGGCACUAUCGUACCAUAAAGGAGGAGGGUAAGCGUCGAGGGUCAGAGGACGGCAUCGAGGUGAAAAAGGAAACUCCAAAAUAUACAGACAAUUUUACUGUGGUAUAGUCUACAGACCAUAUCUGUGGGAGUGUCUACCGUGUCUGCAAACAGUCUCUGUGGUAGUCUGCAGACCAUAUCUGUGGUGUAGUCUACAGACCGUUUCUGUGGUAUAGUCUACAGACACCCUGCACCAUAAGGGUAGCAGUUGAUAUCGCAGCAUUUUGUAUUCUGUUCAAUAUUGUCGUAUGAUGUGACAUUUUUGACAAUUUGACUUCAAGUUCACUGUAUGGGUAGCGUGGUAGCUAGUGCAUUAUGGGAUGGCUGUGUUUGCUUGAGGUGCGGGAGAAUAUGCAGACACAUCAAAGAAACAUUCAGGAGCGACGGAAUGUGAUAUGGUGUCCUCUGGUGGUGUGGAAGGAAACUAGAAUACGUGUAUGUUGUGAUGCAAUCAAGUGGAUUCAUGAGGAGGAUUUGGACGUUUUAGCAUUCUGGGACGUUGGGCGAGAAAUUCGCAGAGGAUGGUGAUAACUACUUGUCGCUUAGAGUUCCAAAGCAAACAAUUGCAAGGUCAAGGUCACAUAGUAGUAGAGAGAAACUUGUUAUCGCCGUGUGUUUGAAAUCACCAGAGUCACAUGACCAAUGCAGCAUUCACUCGCGGCUUAUGUCAACACACCAAGAACCCGCGCAUGGCUACCACCCUGUGUGACGAUGCCAAACGAUAAUAGAUGUUGUGGGUUUCGAUCCUGUGAUAUGUAGAUUAGUUAUGAUGUCGUCGUCGUCAUGGCAACGUUCGGUUCCGUCGCGUUAAUGUGUUCCGCGCAGUCAUUUCGUUUUUAUUCAUCGUUAGCAUUUGUUAUGCAUAUCGGAUAUAAUCAUGUGGAGGGGAUGCAACACACUUCCAUAGUAACCAUCUUUGUAACCAUGUUUACAUGGUGUUCCAUAACAACCAUCCUAUAACCAUGAUGUGUCGUGGUUCCCAUAGUAACCAUCCUGGUUGCCAUGUGUCAAUGUUUACCUUAGCAACUAUGUGUAUCUAAACCGUGACACCAUGGCAACCCUAUAAAUGGCAGCGUUUGGAAUACCGGUGUAGUGAAUGAUCUGCUGAAAGCUAUACGACUUUGAUGCACGAUUUCAUGGACGGAGGAAACUGUAUUGUACUUGUACAAGAACAAAACUCUGCUUAAUGUGGCAUUUUGUGCAAUUCAUUGGUAAAUAUGUGAAGCAUUUGUUAUCUUACCACCAGCUGGGUUCAGACUUGUUCAGGCUGGUUUGUAGUGUUUGUGGGACCAGUGGGGUUCUUCCAGUCCACACCACCUGUUGGUCAACACUUGGUUGUCAGCAGAUGGCACGGGCGAUAUACUUCAUGAGUACGAAGGAUUGAAAACAGCAUUUAUAUCCAGACCACCAUUCUUUCCAUGAUAUUUUGUGGUGAAAUAAAUCCUUUGCUUUGAAAUAGGGGGCAUAUGUUGUGCUUAAAAGAGGGGUUAUAAUCUGCGGCCCAAAAGCCUUUGAUUUAGAGUUGGUAUAUUUACUCGUUUUCGUUAAAGUUUUCAAGAAGAAAUGCCAAGUCUGUUUCAACUUGAGUCUGACAGUUCAGUGCAACUGAUACAUGAAUGUGUUGAGCUCUGUGUCAUAGUUGAGUUGAAACAAGCUUCCCUGUGCAUUUCCAUGCAAGCUAAGACAAUGCAGUACAAUCGAUAACCAGCGUAUUCUGCGAGAGAGGUGGAAACUGUCAGCUGUGUCACAUGACCUCACCCAUGAGAAAUCCAAGUGAGUCCUGCUCAAACACAUUUACCAUAGCUACUAGUUUGGUUGCCUAGCAACAUGUUUGGUAACCUGGCAACCAGGGUGGUUGACAAGAUUUAACUGUUGCAUGCCAGAAGUUGUCAUGGCAACUAUAAACAGUUCAGAAUCCUUGAAUUUAUUGAGAUCCAAUCAUGCUAUAUAUUGAAAUACACCGUUGUCAGUCUAGUAGCGCUCUCUGGUGAAAUGUGUUGACAUGAUGUGCAUUGAUUAUCUGAGCAGGCAUUGAUGUGAAUUAGAUUGUGCGAAUGGAGGCAUGAAUGUUCUGAGUGACUUGUUUGUUCAUAUUGGUGCCAGCUGGCAGACAUUGUGGUUAAUACAUUAGGCUCCCAUAGCAACUGAUGUGGUCGCCAUGGUCACGUGGUUGCCAAGCAACUAAAUUUCCACUUCUUCAGCAGGAUAAUUGUCUGGUUUACUUGUUGUUCCGUGUAACUUGUCUCUUUAUGAUGUAAGACUUGCGUGUCGUAUUUAUCUAGUCUUGUGCAGUCAGUUCCAGAUAUCUUGAUAAAAAAACAAUGUUGUCGUCAUGGUAACAUGGUUGCCUAGCAACUACAGUGUUGCCUAGUGACUGUUUUGUGCUAGUUUAGGUUGGAACAAACUGUAAAUGUAGCAUGCAUUGUUAAUCAUUUAAGAGCUAUUGUCUAUUACAAAAGUCGUGGAAGUAAUUUUUGCAAUAUUUAUUAAUGUAUAGAUUAUUUAUCAUUCUAUAAGAAUUUUUUAUCAUAGAACAAUAGUUUACAUAAAGUGAAAUUUUGAGCUGAAGUUGUGAAAUUUUGAUUCAGAAAUACGAUAGUUUUUUGUUUACAAAUUAUUUCAAAUUUCAAAUUCAAACUCAAAGUUACAUUUCAAACUCGUGAUUUUAGAUUGAAAAUGGUUCAUGUAUUUUGUGAAGUCUGAGUGAGAAAAGCUUGGACCACAGAAUGCCCAUUUGACUUUUUGGACCAAUGUCACUUUUUCUGCAGUUUUUAUGGUCCGACCUUGACCCCAACUCCCACUGGUUAUUCAAUGCAGGCCUUUAUGACCUCUCUUUGAGAAUCAGCUGGUUGGGUUCGUACGAUUUGAUCAACUUUUAGGAUCUUAGUGAAUGACUACGCCGCCUUUUCCUCCAUUUUCCAAGUUUUUGAUUCCAUGGCUUUUGUUCUGAAGACAUUUCUCUAUGAUAUCUGGGUACAAAUCAGAAGAAAUUAGACUGCAUGCCUAGAAUAACCUGAUGAGAUCUGAGGCAACUUUCAGAAAUCGGGAGAAUUGGCCCUAUUCAAAAAGUCACAACAUCACAAGAAAGCUUACCUCAUAAAUGUAAGCUUUCGAAUGAGUACCCCAUGUAGAGUUGCAAAAGAUCCUUCUGAAAUUGUCCAUUUUUGCACCAAAAGUAUCCUCAGAUCUCAAAAGGUUAAAAAAAGAGACUAAUACUUCUUAGCUAUAGAAAUGUGUGUAUCCAUAGUUUGGACCUAAGGUACCCUGUCACCCCAAAUGGCAAAUCGUCCAUUCCAUCUGUAUGAUUAUGUUAUUGCAGUCAAACUGAUCCAUUAUGUAAUAGGGGUGUCAGGUACACUUAGCCACCGAGGUGUGCCUUGCUUUCACUGGAAUGCAUAUGUUGACAGUGGACCAAUUUUCUCUUGUGUGUUGUAAAAACAGUAAUUUUUUACCUAUAGUUUGAAUGGACCUGCCCAAAAUAAUGCAAUGGGUCAGUCCAGUAUUGUGUUUUAGGGAGGACAGUCUGUUCAUUUUGCGCGAUUUGACUGAAGCAUCCAACACAGAUGUUCUAGGCAAAUUGACGUAAAUAGAACGCUAUUUAUUUAAAUGAUUUUUUGUCUCAGUUUAAUCACUGCCAUUAAUUGUUGCAAACUGCAUUUAUUUAUCUCGUGUACAGUAUUUUAAUUUCAACAUGCUUCCUAUUUAUUGCAAUUCUAUAAUUCCGGUUUCAAUAGAUAAAAACAUGACAUUAGAUUAUGCAGCAUCAGUCCUGCAACUUAAAAAUUAUCAUUUGGUUAGUUACCAUAGCAACUGCCUACUUACCAAUGUGGUUGCCAAGCAAUGUGUGUGUCACAAAUCUGGUUGCCAAGCAAUGUCCAUAGUGACUUACCAUAGCAACCAAUAAUGUGCUAGCACCAACACUAAUAUAGCGCUAACUGCAAAAAAUCACUUUAUUUUAAGACUGAUGUUGCAUAAUUUCAAAACACACAACUGCAAUAUAACUUAUGUAACUUAUGCUAUUUAUUCGAAUAUCUAUUAUAAUCUCCUUGACUUUGAAGGUCAGAUUUCAAGGUCACAUGAUCAAUUCAAUCUCUUUUCUGGCCUUGUACCACAAUGUUCAGUGAAUAAUGUACCAAGACAUAUUGUGGUUCCAAAUCUGAACAAAAGGUGUCAUUAUUGUUAAAUCUUAAGUGUAUUUCAUUCAAAUUCUCCCCUUGCACAUGUUGUCAAUUUUACACUUGUAACCAUAGUAACCCUUUACAUUUCGCUGGCAGACACCUAAGUCCAUUCCCAUCAGUAAAUCUGAAAAAUACAUUCAGACAAAUAGUAUGCUGAAGUGUAUCAUCUGAAAUUUGUUUUGAAAACAUUUUAUGAAACUUUCAGAAAGUCCUUUUUAAAAUUUGAAUAGAACUUUUUUGAGGCCUCGUGAUUUGGGGUUACUUUGUUUACAAAUGAAUGUUUUACUAAUCUUGCUAAUUGUGAAGCGAUGUAAACAUUUCGUUGUGCUUAUAAAGUGAGCAGUCUCGUAUAAAUGGCAAAUUUCAAAAGGAGCAGCUUAAAAACCGGCCUGUAUUCAUAAUCUGAGUGGCGCUUGAUUCUGUGGAUUGAAAAUGGCCGCCACAUGUAGUGCUUGAUGACCUUGGUCUGCGUUGAAGCACUUUGUCAUGAGACAGUUGAGGGAGACGUAUCUCGGUCAUCAAAUUAUAACAGUGAUUACAGCGCUGACCUGCAUCGUGACCACAUGUGCUGCAUUCUGUUGGCUGAUUAUUAACAGUGGUCACUAGCAUUGGAUGCUGCCAUACACUAGUAUCACCAAGGUAAGGCCAGGUGGCCAAAGUCUGAUGAUAAGGACUGAUUGCGGCUGCGGGAUGUCUUUUGUUUUCCGCAGUUGCAGCCCGCAGAUGUCAUAUUGAGUGCUGCUCCGAUUAUGAAAUGGUUUUAGUCCAAAAAAGGAGAUCUAAUCCAAUAAAAGUUACGAUAUUAUUUUUUCGAUCGUUUAGGGAGGUUUGCACUACAUCUUAAACCAAUUUUGGAUCAUCAGUUUACCAGACCAUUAUGCAAAUUUUCUACCGGAUUUAUUGUUUAAAUGAUUUUGUAGGUUACUUUAUUCUUCCGAAAGGCAACAGCACUAGAGGGUGUGUCUAAAAUGUGACAGGAGAAAAUAGUCUCGACGGCAUGCCGACCAGUUGGGUUUGCUGCUAGAAAGAGUCAUCAGGUGUGGGAGUUCUCAUCAAACAAAAUUUCUGCAUCUUUGCGCAACGUUACAAGAUGAAUGUCCUCCAUUGCCAAAUCUAACGUUGCUCCACUCAGAAUGCCAUUUAGUAAUAUCAAAAUCUGACAAUAGCUUUUGGUUGUACAUUUCAAACAUGGCUCCAACCUUUGAAUGACGUUUUCUGCAUCUCGCCUCACCAGUUUCUUUCCUGCACGUUUUAGACGCGCUCUCGUCAACUGGUUGCCAUCUUUACUGCCACAGGUGAUGAUAUCGAGUGACUAUGUCCAUUUCACUCAUGAAGCAUCUUCUUCAUCAAACUUGCUGAAGUCACAGGUGCAAUCAGUAGAUACACAGAUUCAGCAAGCUUGAAGAUCAACACUUUUCUGCAGCAUCAUCGCCAUGGCAAUAAAGAUGGCAGCCAAUCAGUUAAACACUUCGAUUUUGGGUUCAUCGUAAAAGACGGAUUGAAAACUGGGAAAUUGGAAUGAAGAUAAGACCAUACGGCGUAAUGGUCAGUAUAAAUUCUGGAAUGGCUUGAAACUGGAACCAGGAUCUUGUAAAUAGUAGCGCAGAUUAACCCUUGAAGAGCUGAGGGCGUUUUAGAAACUUUAAAUUUUUAGAAAUUCUUCACUAUUUUUUUCUGUGGGUGACCAGGUCUGUCAAAUAAGGGUACCAUGGAAAGGCUACCUUGGGAGCUACGGAAUGAGUACUCGUCUAACGGGCUUUGAUGUAUUUUCAUUAUUUUUUUCUUGUUUUGGUAACUGUCAUCGCCCUCAGCUUCAAAGGGUUAAAUCAAGGUGUAUUUCUCUUUAAAUGUUUGUAUUGACAACAGUACAUUGUGUUGUUAUAUCACCUUAUUACAUGGAGCAUUUAAAGGGACAGUACACCUGUAUUAUUUACCAACAAUAUUAGUAUUGUGAUGGUCCAUGCUUGUGCUUUAUAGCCUGUUUCACCCAGAUGUUUCGGCAAUUGCUGUACAUUACAAUACAUUCAAUGUACAGUGGGUGUCGGUACAUUUAGCAUGAAACACUCUACAGUAAAUAUCUUGUAAAUAAUAAGCGUAGUUUGUACAGAAAUUUGUAAAUUUGAGAAAAGUAUUGUUGUCAUGGUAACAGAAUGACUCUACCAGACAGAUUUCCAAACUCCAGUCCUUGGCCUGGUGUGUCCAGUUGGAAUUAGCAGUGACUUUGGUGUAAAAGUCAGGAUGCACCUAUUGGAGAUGAAGUUUGAUGAAGAAGAUAUACGAGUGCUAGCAUUUGCCUCUAAUGCCGAUUGAACAACUAGACACUGGUUUGAAGAAGUCUCACUUUCAAAAUGGGGCUAUGCUUAGUUCAAGUUCAAGCUGCCAGGUGGCAGAGGCAGUCAACCUGUCUCAUCAUUAGCUUCGUUCAGAAAGCACAACAGUUUGGAGAUAACUGCUGCCAGUGAUUCCAUUCUCACCAGAAGUUUUUUAAUCUGUCUCGUUAUAAAGGGUCGCUUUCUGAGGAGUACAGUGGCCAUGUUGUUUGCAUGACAUCAUAUUAUUAAUGGCAUCCAGUCACGUCGUGUUGUAGUGAAGUGUUCGGCCAAAGGUAAAUCUGUUUGUCAGAGUUUUCAAGUGACGUGGCUUUUAAUCAGUAUAUCUACAAUUACACGUUAGGUUUUCUGGAAUGGGAAGGUAUUUGAUGUCCUAGAGCGCUUGAUUGUGGGAGAACUUGUCAUUCACUGAUGAGUCUAAGUAUCUAAGGUUGAUGUGACAUGGCUGAUUGUACUCAUGGGUGCAAAGAAUGGGGAGUAAAGUGUCUUGCUCAAGAACAAGCAGAUUCAACAGUGGUAGUCCUACCAUAAGUUGGACUAACCCAUGUCGUCCUGACCACUGACUGUGUGUCGGAGACGUUGUGAGUUUCUAAUAUCAAUCUUUUUAUGGUCACCAGUCAUCUAUUAUUGUUUUCCAGUUAACCUAAAGUGAAAUUAUUAUUAUCUUUGCAACACAUGAUAUCCAUGAUUAUGAAUUACCAAGCAUGAAUAUUAAUUAGGAGUCAUGAAUAUUAAUUAGGGGAUCAUGAAUAUUAAUGAGUCGUCUGUGUUUGUAUAUAUGGUAUUUCAAUGUGCAUUUCUUCUGCAUUUCUAGUGUAAAUUCAUGAUUCCUGUGACGUAUGGGUAAAAGACGUGUUUUGGCGAUUUCGCUUUCUUGAUUUUGAUGUAUUGAUAUGAACAACAUCAUUUUAAAAGUGCAUGGUAAUAUUUCCGACAUGUACUUGAAAGGAUGUGGUGGCAUCCUCACUUGCUACUGGCGAUGGAUGUAGAUCUUCUUCAAAUACCACCCAUCACCUCUCGAAAUCACAAAAAUGAAAUCGUCCGACUCGUCCAAUGUGCUAUUCCAUGAUAGUGUGCUGGUGCGCGCCAUGGUCCGUGUCCCUCAAUGGCGUUACCGAUGUGAGAUUCUUUGUAAUAUACCGUUUCUCUUUGUGUCCGUGCAAUAUGUUCCAUAAGCUGUUAUCAUUACAUUGGGCGGAAUAUCAGCUAAUUAACUUUCUCUCGCACCGAAUCCUAACACUGAGAAGUUGAUUUUCUCAGAAUGUAUUAUGUCAAUAGUGAAACAGUCGAUUGUGACUGAAAGUAUUCCAGUAAAUGGUCAUGUCAGUAGAUUGGUGAUUACCUGUGUGUAAUGCCUUUGACUGUCUGUCAUUUAUCAACUGAUAUAUUACCAUCAAUAUUGAGAAAAGGUGAGACAAGUUUCUUUGCUGAAAUUUCGCUCAUUUUUUGCAACUGUAUUGAUCCUUUCAUAUUUGAACAUCCAUUUAAAAUAUCGCCUCGUUUUGAAAGAUUUCAAGGUCAACACUGCGUGAAAACGUCUUGGAAAUUCCUUUGGUUUGACUUGAUUUCUACCUGUGAACACUCAUGCACACAGCUGCUGCUUCCACUUGGUGCCAACUAUGGCUCUACCGUUCAUCCAUAAAGACAUGAUUUGCAUACUGAACAGGAGAUUUGGAUAUGAAAGGGUGAAUUCAGAAAGCGUUUUAUUUCAAUGUCAAGUCACCGCUAUAGAUAGUUGUCUUUUUUUCGAAAAGACGCGUAACGACCUUCGUGUCACCAUAACGACCGUCGUCUCGCCAUGUGUGUGUGUACAGAAUAUAUACAACUAUACCACCCAACCUCAAACAGAACAUCGACGGAGGACAACGAUGGCUCGUCGACUAAUGUAUGAUAGAUUAUUAUAAUCAAAUACGCCCCUCUCAGUAGUGAGGUCAGUUGAUGUAAGAGCCAUGGCUAUUACAAUCUGCGUCUACACUCCCACCUCUGUUCUUGUUGCGUUGCCUGUUCAGUGGCAGUGUUGCUUCAGUGUUUGUGCGUAGCCAUGGAAACCAAUUCAGUCAGGUGACCAAGACAUUGCUCUUUUCCUUCUAGGAUAUGUAGACAGGUUGUCAUUGCACCUUUCUUGUGACACCCUGUAGCCAUGUCGGAUGUCAAACCGCAUGCUUACUUACUUGGAAACAUACAGUGUUUCAAACUGUCGUAUUUUAGAAAGUACAUGUAAUUCCAGCCUUAAAAUUCAAAUGGAGACUUCUUGUGUCUGUGUGUGUGAAUGAAUGGGUCUCCUACGCUUGGUUACAAUGAGUGGUUAACCUGUUUGAUGUAACCAUGAGACAGGGUGUUGCCAUGGUAAAUCAUUGUAUCAAUUGUUUGAGAUUUAGUUUGAUUGUGAGUAUGGCAUAUAGUCAACCUUGUACCUAUUGCCAGUGUGAUGUGUGUCUCUAUUACACAAGCCUUGUCCCCAGAAAUCGGACGCAACGUAGACACACAUUAAGACGCAAAGGUGGGGACAUUGCUGAUUACUGGGGACCAGGUUAUCUACCAUGGUUUCAGCAUCAAAUGUCCCUGAAACGUCUGUCUUCGUACAAUGAUGGUGUUGGUGUCAAUGUAACACCUGGUCAGGUCCGCUGUCCGACAGAAAUGAUAUCUUUAUCUGGGCUCGACUUGGAAUGGGAAUCUCUGAACCAACUAUGAGUUCCCUCUGAGCCUGUGUUGGGUCUUGAACUUGACGGCAUUGUUCUUGUGACACCUAAUGACACAUCCAUCUGGGUUUGAAACGUCACCAUUGUUCGAAGACGGCCGCCAUUCUGGUUCCUUCCUCUCACUUGUACAUUGCUAGUAAAUACAUAGAUGUAAGUGCGAGACUAUGUAGUCUUGCAUGUUUUGAUAAAUUAUAGAACAAUGAUGUCAUGUUAUUUCUUUAAAUAAAACAAAGAAAAUUAAAUGUAA